Messenger RNA from Symbiodinium natans, 1143 nucleotides. The record is from the annotation of a GenBank genome assembly. NCBI's taxonomy places the organism in Eukaryota, Dinophyceae, Suessiales, Symbiodiniaceae.
AUGGACUCGGCAUCAUUGGAAUCAACAGAGGUAUGCUUUGAGGAAAGUGUUUGGUGCAUGCCACUGGUGAUUGGUUUGGCCGAUGCCGGUAAGUUCGACCGGGUGUUUGCAGUCCUUCUCGUUUUCUUGAACCUUGGCAUGCAGACAGCCUUCUCCUGGGUUCUGCUGUCCGAUUCCUUUAUGGGCGCCGCUUUCGAUUCCAACAUUGACCACGCAAAGAAGUGGCGCACCAGCGUGGCGCACGACUAUAAGUUCAUCGAUCUGGCAGACACCAGCUUGGUCUCCCGGGUGUGCAGCGGUGACGGGGCCUUGAUUCUGUCCACAACGCAGGCGAACCUCAUCAACCACAUCAACAGCUUCCUCGGCCUCAAGGACGGCAGCCUGCAAGCUCCAUUUUUCCGGCCUGGCGUCUUACUUUGCACGGUCUGCAUUAUCUUGUGGACCUUAUGCGUUUACAAGGAGUUCCGCUCGAUUUGGCUGCAGAUGGAGGCUGCGAUGACGAUCCCCAAAAGAAGUACGACAAAGGUCCGCAACCACACCUUUCUGAGCAUGUCUUAUGGGCGCUUCCUGCUACUUCUCACCACGUACAUUGCUCGCACUGCAAUUGCGACUGUCCUAUUGGUCGCUGGAGUUCUAUGGCUGGCCCGAACAACCUCCAUCGAAGAGUUGAUGUUGAACGCCGUCGCUCUCAAUGCCAUUUUGGACGUGGACGAGUUUCUCUUCGCUGGCAUGCUUCCACUGAGGUACCAGCACGCCAUUCGAAGGCUCGAUCCAAUCAAAGUAAGCUACAGUCACGGAAGGAGUCAGGCGGAGUCCUUCUUGCACUUUCUUUCUUUGGGCAGUCUUGUGUUGGCUUCGUAUUUCCUGCUGAUCGGGCCGCUGUCCGAGACAAUGCUGACAGUCAUCCGGGAGAUGUGUGGAGGAACACAGAACUUCGCGGUCUCUUACAACUCCAAUACGCAGAGGCCGUAUGGACUCAUGACAGAGAUUCCUGGCACUGCCCGGAACCUCACGCACACAGAGCUGGCUGUGGAAUCUCAUAAGGCCACCUCGCCUGAGACGCUUGCCGGAGGGUGUCAGGUUAAGCCCUUGCUUCUUGAGACGUUUACUGUUGACCAACGGUUUUUACACAAGCGGCGGUAA